Molecule: messenger RNA, 951 nt
Organism: Strigops habroptila (Kakapo)
Lineage: Eukaryota; Metazoa; Chordata; Aves; Psittaciformes; Psittacidae
Product: taste receptor type 2 member 40-like
Exons: 1
Coding region: 1-951 (316 amino acids)
Biological process (GO): sensory perception of taste; detection of chemical stimulus involved in sensory perception of bitter taste; G protein-coupled receptor signaling pathway
Cellular component (GO): membrane
Molecular function (GO): bitter taste receptor activity; G protein-coupled receptor activity
Source: RefSeq, a predicted model, not a curated record
AUGAAUUUCUGUUACACUCAAGAAGAAUAUAACGUCACUUCAUAUGAUGCCCUGGCUAUGGCCAUCAUCACAUUUCAGGCACUUGCUGGCACAUGGAUAAAUGCUUUCAUCAUUUCUGUGAUUUGUAUUUCUUGGGUCAAAAAGAAAAGCUUUAACUCUAAUGAGAAGGUCUUGCUGUUUCUGGGAUGCGCCAGGUUUGGGUACUUGAUCGUCACGUGGGUAUAUUGCUUUCUUUCAAUAAUUUAUCACACGCGCUUUUAUGUUCACUCCAUCCCCCAAGUAGUUGUAGCUGUUCAAAGCUUUUUAAGUUCUUCCAACUUGUGGGUUUCUGCCUGUCUUUGUGUUUUUUAUUGCGUAAAAAUUGCAAAUUUCAGGUACACCUUCUUCAUUUACCUGAAAGUGAAAAUUGACAAGAUUGUGCCAUGGCUGUUGCUGGGUUCAGUGCUUUUAUCUCUGGUCAUCUGCAUUGCUGUCUACUACAUCACUGGUGAGGCACACUGUAGCAACUCCAAUUCCACCACCCUAGAAAACUUCUGGAAAAUAGAUGUCAAAAUGAGUGAAGAAUUUUUACCUGUUUUUCUUAUCAACGGCUUUGGAUUUGCCACUGCAUUCAUGGCAGUCAUCUUUUCCGUCCUUCUCAUCUUUUCUCUCUGGAGACAAAAACGCAAGAUGCAGACCAACUCAAUGAAGGAACUCAACAUGGAUGCCUAUAUCAAAGUCAUAAAAUCUAUUCUGUCCUUCUUCAUCAUUUACAGCUUUAACUUUAUAUGUUUGAUCUUGACACUGAUUUAUGCCGCAAAGGAGCAAACUACCGCGUCAUUUCUCAUUUUCAUAUUCCAGUAUGCUUUUCCAUCUCUUCAUUCCCUUACUCUGAUUUUCAGCAAUCCCAAACUGGAAAAAGCACUGCUAAGAACUCUCGCCUGUCUGAAGCGCAAUAUUUGCAAGAAGUAG